UUGGACUCGAACCAGGCAACAUGCACUGUGGAAAAUUAUCAUUUGUUCAUGUACAUAUUUUUAAAUACCUGUUGAGGGUGCUGCUCCGUGGAUGAUAAUUUUUCUUUUUCUUUCGACGCCACCGAGCCAAAAAUGGGGUUUCCCUCUUUUUGGAAUGUGUUUAAUAAUGCGCAGUGGACCCGUUGUGUCUUCUCCUCCUCCGGUGGAAUAUAUGAAUAUGUCAUCUGAUCACACAACCUGUUCCAGGCUUGAAUGAUGUCCAUCUUUUGAGAUGAAAAACGGCACUUUGGGGGAUAUUUUCUUGCCUGUAAGCGGCUCCGGUCUGUUGUUAGAGUCUGCGAAGGAACGCACAAGUUUGUCCAAAACUGGACCAGGAUCUGGACACAGAACCGGAGCUGGGUCCGGGGAUGCAGCGGGUCUGAGCGGCUCACAAGGACCACACUCUGGGGGCCAAAGGAGGGGAGAUGAGGAUGAAGAUGGGGCUGAUGAUGAUGGUGAAUGGCACCGGCUCUUCGCUGUGUUUACUUGUGUGCGCAAUAGUCUUUCUCCCGCAUGGCUCUUACUCGCACCCGCAGCCGUGUCAGGUUCUAAAACGGAUCGGCCACACGGUUCGGGUCGGGGUUCUGCACGUGCAGCCUCGCUUGCUCCCGGACACCACCGGUCCGGAUGUCUGGAAUAACGCGGGGCGUCCAGCAGACACCAGAGAUGGGCGAGUGCCGGUGGACAAACGGCUUCCAAAAAGUGUCGCUUCGGAGUUCGGCAGCCUCCGGAGCAGAGGUUCCGCUCACAGCCAGCGGGGUUCGAGCAGGGGCAAAAUCAAUGCAAGGCAAAGGGAAGAGAGCACGACGUGGGAUACUCGUUUAUUCUCACCCAGAGAAUCCAUCCUGCUCGCGUCGGAGGCUCUAAACCGAGCCGGGGUUCUUCCCUUCAAUUUGUCCCUGGAGCUGGUCAUGGCAGUUGGGUCGGGACUCGGCGAGCUCCCCGCCUUCUCCUUCUCCUCCCCGGGAAGCCCCGAGGACGAAGACCCGCUGUCUUUCGUGGAGAGCGUGUGUCACACCGUGGUCGUGCAGGGGGUGUCCGCCAUGCUGUCGUUCCCACGGAACCGGGACGAGUUUGUUAAGUUGGAGUUCGUGUCUCAAGCGCUUCAGGUGCCGGUGGUCAGCGUUGUUCCGAGGGAGUUUAGGCGCCACAGUGAGAAUGCUCUUCAUUUCCAAAUGGCCAUGCGGACGGUGGAGGCACCAGCGUCCCGUCUUCUCUACUCUUUGUUGAUGAUGAACGGAUGGUGGGACAUAAGUGUCCUUCUCUGCCAGGAAUGGGACAUAAGUGAAUUUCUUUUCCUCAUCAAGAAUAACACCCGCUUCCACCUGGGUGCUCUCGUCAACCUGACAGCAUCAACCUCAGCACUGCCUUCGUCGUCUUUACCAAACACAGGAGGAACGUUAACGUCGUCAUCAUUUUUCCACCAUUUAUCCUCAUCUUCCGAUUCAACCUCCUCCACUAAAAUGGACCAGCAGCAGGCUCUCAUGCGGCAGUUGGAGGCCCUGAGAGAACCUUCAUCCACAAUAGGAGUGGUGACGUUCGGGUGUGAGAUUCGGGAGGUGCGGCGCUUGUGGACGCUGGUCACUCGGAUGACUUUACCGGAAUUCCACUGGAUCUUGGGGGACAGCCAGAAUGUGGCUGAGUUGAGAACAGAGGGGUUACCCCUUGGGCUGCUGGCUCACGGGGUCAUGGCGUCUCCUUCCUUGGAUCACUACGUCCAUGACUCGUUGGAGCUGGUGGCACGGGCUGUGGGGAACGCAGCCCGAGAGAAUCCAGGCCUGGCGCUUAUUCCUGGAACUACCAAUUGUAUGGAUAUACAGCAGAGCAAUGGAAGCUCAGGGGGAUACUUGGCAAGAUUUCUUUCCAAUGCGUCUUUUGAGGGCCAAAGCGGCUUCAUAUCGAGAGAUCGUCAGAGCCAGAAUGUCCUCUCAGAGGCCCAUCACUACAUCUGGUCCCUCCAGCUGGACCCCCUUGGCCAGCCAACCUGGACGAGGCUUGGACGUUGGCGCAGGGGGAAGGUUCUGAUGGACCAGGGGGCCUGGCCGAGCCACCAGGGCUCUGGAGGGGGAGGUGACUGGCGCCGACCCACAAGGCUCCAUUUACGCGUGGUGACCCUGGUUGAGCACCCGUUUGUUUUCACCCGGGAGGUGGAUGGGGACGGUCUGUGUCCUGCUGGCCAGCUGUGCCUCGACCCGCUCUCCAAUGACUCAUCGGUUUUAGAGGGACUUUUUCAGAACCUCGCCGGGCCAAACGGCUCCAUACCCACCGACUCAAAGAAAUGCUGCUAUGGUUACUGUAUUGACUUACUGGAGAAGCUGGCCGAGGAUAUGGGAUUCACCUUUGACCUCUACAUUGUUGGAGACGGGAAGUAUGGAGGCUUUAAAAACGGUCGAUGGACGGGAUUGGUCGGCGACCUUCUCAGUGGUGCUGCUCACUUGGCCGUGACGUCCUUUAGCAUUAAUUCAGCAAGAAGCCAAGUCAUUGACUUCACCUCACCCUUCUUCUCUACCAGCCUGGGAAUUCUGGUCCGUACCCGUGACACCGCAGCUCCCAUCGGUGCCUUCAUGUGGCCUCUCCACUGGUCCAUGUGGCUGGGCAUCUUUGUCUCGCUCCACGUCACCGCCAUCUUUCUCACGCUGUACGAGUGGCACAGUCCCUUCGGUAUGACGCCACGCGGACGGAACCGAGAUCGGGUCUUCUCCUUCUCCUCGGCUCUCAACGUGUGCUACGCUAUUCUUUUUGGGAGAACCGUUGCCAUCAAGCCUCCCAAGUGCUGGACAGGUCGUCUGCUGAUGAACCUUUGGGCAAUCUUCUGCCUCUUCUGCCUGUCAACCUACACUGCUAAUCUGGCGGCUGUCAUGGUUGGAGAGAAGACCUACGAGCAGCUGUCAGGGAUCCAUGACCCAAAGUUGCACCAUCCCUCUCAGGGAUUCCGAUUUGCUACGGUGAGAGAAAGCAGCGCUGAGGACUACGUCAAAAAGAGUUUUCCUGAGAUGCACGAGUACAUGCGGCGAUACAACGUCCCGGCGACGCCAGACGGCAUACACAACCUCAAGGCCGAUCCCCAGAAGCUGGAUGCUUUCAUCAUGGACAAAGCUCUGCUAGACUAUGAGGUCUCCAUAGAUGCAGACUGCAAGACACUAACGGUUGGAAAACCAUUUGCUAUAGAAGGUUACGGGAUCGGGCUACCUCAGAACUCUCCGCUCACCUCCAACUUCUCUGAGCUUGUUAGUCAAUACAAGUCGGACGGCUUCAUGGACAUGCUGCAUGAUAAAUGGUACAAAGUCGUGCCCUGCGGGAAGCGCAGCUUUGCUGUGACCGAGACACUACAGAUGGGAAUAAAGCAUUUCUCCGGUCUCUUUGUGAUGCUGUGUGUGGGUGUGGCCUUAUCUCUGCUGACCACCAUAGCGGAACACAUCGUGUACAAGCUGGUCAUCCCCAGAGUCAAGGAGCCACGCUUAAAAUACUGGCUGCACACCAGCCAGAGAUUACACCGAGCCCUCAACUCUGUCUUUGCUGAUGACAAGCUGCAGACUGUCACCACCGUCAAAAGGUGCAAUGAAGGAAACAACCAGUCGGCAACCUGGAAUCCGUCUGAAUCAUCUCUCUGCAACAGGCGUAGGGUUCUUCCAAAAGAGACACAGAACGACUUGGAACGGCCAUGCUCCCAGGAUCUACCGCUACCGACACCAACGUCUGCUCUUCCUCUUCAUCAUUCUCUUCCUUUACUGGAGAAACAUCUCCCCAUAGUGACCACCUCGAACGGACGCUCCAACUUGUUAGGUCGUGUGUGUAACCAAGGAUUGGGGCAAGGGCAUGGGAGCGCUGUACUGGGCGUGGCCCCAGGCCAGUGUCGGGGUUUGGGUGUGGGGGACUGCGGCCCUGGCCUGGGUGUGGGUCAGAGCUCACUUGUGCAGGAAUUGUCAGAACUGGAGAGCCAAAUCACUGUGAUAAAGCAGCAGCUGCAGUCGGCCAUAAGGAGGAAGCGAGAGCUAGAACAGUACCAAUCGGAGAACCAACAAACAAAGCAGACUGCACUUAGUCAGGCUACUACGCACCAGUCUAACCAGUUCCCACAGUACACACAGUCCCACCAGCAGACUAACCAACACCCAAACACACUCCCGGAGUUCUGAAACGUUUCCCGUGCUUUAUCCAGGGAAGCCUUCCUACAUGUUUUGUCUUUUCCAAAACCUCGCAAUGGUUCUGGAAGAGGAUGACCCAGCUGGAACAUUCAUAGAUUCUGAAGGAGAAUGUUGGACUCUUGGAUGGAUAUGUUGGAUAUUCUGGAAGGAUUUCCAGACAUGUGAAUGCAAUAGACAGGAAGUACGACUGGACACAUUUCCUAACCAAGCACCGAGUCAGCCCCUCCUUGCUUGUUGCAGUUACUGGUGAGCUGGACCAUUCUGUCACCUCUUUCCCACCUUUCAUUAUCUUCCUUUCCUUUCAUCCCUUCUCUCUCUCACUCCUCCCUCCCGCUCUCUAAGCUUGCCUCGAAAAGGGAACAGAUUUGCUUUGCAGUGAUGAUAAGCCUGAUCCUAGAUAUGAACACCCGUUGGUAUUUAAGCCUAAUGGGCUGAAUCACCUGAGUCUGAGUUACGGCUCCUUGAGAAUAUCAAUGACCUGAGCUUGAACCCAGCCUGUUAAGUCUCGGUAUCCCAUUGGUCUUGAUGAAACCUUGUCUUUCAGGGGGACGGGGUGGGGGGUUUACUGUCAUGAGAAUCAGUCAAUUUUACCAAUUUUUUUUCCAAUGAUCUGAUGCUUUGAUGCUUGGUUGGUGACCGUGAAAGAACUUUGGGAAGACGUCCGCAUAUUCAUGAAGAACAUCUGUUUGGUAGUUUGUGGUAAAUUAUUGAAUAAGUUGUUAUUUUACGGAUCACUUGUCCUGCACUUCAGUGAUGCACACUUUGUUUCUUCAAGAAAUCUGCACCUAUAACACUAGAAUUGGAGUUUGACUCCAGGAUCACAGGAAAUGGCUUCUUGGGCUUUUUUUCCAUGAAGUACUAUUUUACUGUUGGUUAAACAAUACCCCCACCAAUCUGCACACAGAGCACCCUGACACAAAUGAAACCAUCCCUCUGUGAUGAGACCCGUUUUCUGUUCAAGUUUUGAGUUCUGUCAUUAAAAUCAUUUCUCUUGUUCCCACUUACGACGAUUUCAACAUUAUUUCCCCUGCAGUUUGCUCGCAUUGUUGACCUUUGCACUUACAACACAGCCAACAACUCAUCAGUCGAUAAGUGUCCGGCUCCUGUAACAUUUCUUUUCAAAGAUUUCCUUUCACGGUGGCACUGAUGUUAACUGACAGCUACACACGCCCUUCCGUCUAAAAACUCCAUUAUAAUUUAAACCAAGACCUGCGGCUACAUAGCCGACCCCCACGCUACAGCCAACCUUGAACUGAAAUUUGGCUGUUGUGCUAUCCCUCACUUCUAUCGCUUGGAGAGAGCAAUACAGACAAGGAGGCAGAAAAGCCAAGGACUGCGACACACACACACACACACACACACGCACACACUAUCUGUUUCGCCAGUGUGUCUGCAGGGCAAGCAAAGGCUGUCACCAUUGAAAUGAACACCUGACAGAGCAGAAGGGCGAGCGCACUGGCACAGCAGCCAGCUUUUUUUCUGUGUGGAUCUUUGUGCUGACGUGCGCGUCACUACAGUUGAUAAGGCCUUGACGGGAUGACUUAACCAAAAAGAAAACAAAAGUGCCAGGUUUUGGCAGAUCUUGUUCUAAUCCCCUGUCUGAGCAGCGUCGAUUGAAGAAGAAAGUACCAUUGGUGCAUGAGAAGAAUAAAAUCUCUUUGUCCAAUUCCUCACACCUCCCUGCAAAUUGUCAUAAUACCAAACACCAUUAGCAAUUCCAUUUUAGGGUGUGAAUUCAUCAACACAUGCCCCUGGGUGCCAUCUUUGACCCUUAGGAUCUGCACAAUCAGUAGAAAGUACCGUCUUUAGUACAUGCAUCAUCACCCUUCGUCUAAACAAGCAAUCAAAUCAAUGAGCUGCAACAUCCAAUGCAAUCAUUACGACCUGGCCCUUUGAAACAUGGGAAGUUCAUUUGGAUCUGACAUCCGAAUGAAAUCAUUUACUCCGGAAGAGACUUCACGUCAGCUCUGACCGCUGUCUCUCCUCCAAUCUGCAUGACUGCAUCAUGACAGGGAAAAAAUUCAGCUCACUCCUCUGGCUGCUGUCAAUCAAAAUCAAGGACUGCCCUGCAACAUAGACCCCCCCCCCCCAAAAAAAACAGUGAAGCUCAGCUUCUAUGGAAGUGGAUUUUUUCACCCGUUUACCCAAUCAGGGUCUUAUUUUCUUGCUGUGAGCUUCCAUGACCUGACGCUAAAGUGUCAAUAGCGCUCCCGUUUAUUUCCAAUAGCAUCCGCGGGUCUGCCGAGGGAAGAGAGAUCUCAUCAGAGUCUUUCAUCUGUGGUUCAUUGGUUUGUUUGUAAAACAGACCUUUUUGGCAAUACAAGGAAAUACAGCUGGAAUAGGUGCAGAUUCUGGAAGAUCUUUCUAUUGUGUGUAACUGCUCUAUAGGAGUCCACAACUCAAUACAAAAGGCCAAAAAUGAGCAUAAUAGAUCACCUUUAAAGAAAAACAACACAUGUUCUUUCGGGCUGGUAGAUAACCAUUCAACAAAUAAAAAAGACUCUUUAACUCCAAAUUGGAAUAACUGGAGGUUUAGCUGUACAGUAUAUUAUACAAUCACAUGCAGAAACAUUUCAGACUAAUCCAGCUUUAAAUUUCAUAGAAUUUGUGUUUUGUUUUGAAAAUGCGACAGAAGACAAUUGGAAGUAAAAUUACUUUUGUCUGUAGACUUGAAAUAUUAUUUUUAUGUUUG
Molecule: messenger RNA, 6876 nt
Organism: Doryrhamphus excisus (bluestripe pipefish)
Lineage: Eukaryota; Metazoa; Chordata; Actinopteri; Syngnathiformes; Syngnathidae
Gene: grin3a
Product: glutamate receptor, ionotropic, N-methyl-D-aspartate 3A
Biological process (GO): monoatomic ion transport
Cellular component (GO): membrane
Molecular function (GO): ligand-gated monoatomic ion channel activity; signaling receptor activity
Source: RefSeq, a predicted model, not a curated record